This is a messenger RNA of Sycon ciliatum, 3660 nucleotides long. RefSeq names its product E3 ubiquitin-protein ligase ZNF598-like. Gene Ontology annotation, biological process: rescue of stalled cytosolic ribosome; protein ubiquitination. Gene Ontology annotation, molecular function: ubiquitin protein ligase activity; ribosome binding. The coding region runs from base 348 to 3023 and encodes 891 amino acids. The record is from RefSeq and is a predicted model, not a curated record. The transcript is spliced from 4 exons. NCBI's taxonomy places the organism in Eukaryota, Metazoa, Porifera, Calcarea, Leucosolenida, Sycettidae.
AGUCUCUUUGACAUUUUGCGUCUGUGGUGGUGACCUUGGCAUUGGCUAGCAUUAGUGUUGAGCUUGUUGAGCUGCUAUCAACACGCCUAAGCAGCCCGUUUCAGUCAUUGCUUUUUCUAGUAAUCUCCAUGAUCCAGUGGGAUAAUAUAAUACGCCAAACUUUGCAGAGACCUCACACUCAAUAAGACUUAGUGUUUGCUCGAUGUGCUCAUAUUCUCUUGAUUUCCCUAAAACUCUCUGUCAACAGCCAUAACUUCCUGCGAGUGUAGUGUCUGUAGUGGUGUUCACUAUUACUAAAGUCACGCUGUAACUACAUGUAGCUUGUUUUCAAGAGAGUCUGUUCGGAAAUGGAGGACUGCGUAAUUUGUGGAACUGGUCAGGAGGUGUUCGUCGUAGGCUCAUGCAACCAUCCUGUCUGCCUUCGAUGCAGUGCACGUUUGAGGAAACUCGCGAAGUCGACUCUCUGUCCCGUGUGUCGUGAAGACCUACCUCAGGUUGUGGCGACCAAGAGCGGCCGGGACUUUUCCAGCUUUAAAGACCUGAACUCCCUUCCUGGCAACCGUGAUCUGGGUAUCAGGUUUGAAGAUCGCUCGCUGCGUAGUAAUUUCAGUGUGCUGUUCGAGGCGAGAUGUAAUGUGUGUGGUGAUAGGCGUCAGCCAGACCCGUCGUUCGCUGUGCUGAAGGAUCACAUGCGCCGCGAGCAUGAGCAGUUCAGCUGCGACAUCUGCGAGGACAAUCUCAUGCUGUAUCCAGAGGAGAGACGCUUCUACAGUCGCGCAAGCCUAGCCCGCCACAGGCGUGUUGGUGAUGGUGAUGAUGAAGAGUCUGGUACGAGUCAUCGUGGACAUCCCGAGUGCGGCUUCUGCUGCCAGCGCUACUUCGACCAAGACACACUGUACGAGCAUUUGCGUAGAAAGCACUUCUGGUGCCACAUAUGCGAGCGGCAGAACAAGCAGCUCUACUUUGCGGACUACGAAGGUGUACGCGAUCACUUUGCGGAGGCGCAUUACUUGUGCACCUUGGACCACUGUGCCAGUGCUAAAUUCACCAACGUCUUUGCCAACAAGCUGGACCUGCAGGCCCACAAUGCCAAGGAGCACAGCGGCGCAAAGAGUCGCAGUGAGGCUCGGCAGAUGCGGCAAGUUGAUGUGACCAGUCUGUUUGCCUACCCUACCGCAGGCGGUGGUGCAUCUCCUGAUUGCCUCGAUGACGGUGCCACUGGCCGUAGCGGUGGGCGCCGACAGCCGGGCAAUCACAGACGGCACGCCGCUGAAGCUAGGGAAGAUGGUCGUCAUGCUGCUGCAAGCAGUGCAAGGAACCCUGCUACUGAGGAAGAAGAAUUAAGGUUGGGGGUGGCAAUGUCACUUAGCUUAGAAAAUGGGCAUGCUGCGAGUACCACCGGAGCUUCAGCACAAUCCAGAAAAAAGGGCAAGGCAAGAGGCUCAGCCAAGUCUGGCCGCAACUCAGCAGCAGCAGCAUCCGCAGUGGUAGAAGUACCAGCAGGAUCUUCAAUGGGCAUGUCAGCCAUGGAAGAACAUGAUAGGAGUGCAGUGCAGUCUCGUGCAGUUAGUUCAACAGCAGACUUUCCAAGCCUGGGAAGUGCACCAUCGGCUGAUGUGGUGCCCGAGUCUUAUGCUCAUCAACGGUAUUCGCCGCCAGCCACACGUUCUGCUGGAGAGACAUCUGCUGGAGAGGCAUCUGCGGCAGAGACUUGGGGAUCGUCUGCCCGACCUGGACGUGACGAUUUCCCCAGUCUUUCUGAAUCAGCAGCUGCACCAACUACCAGUGCUGCAGCUGGUGGUUAUUCUUCAAGACUAGCCGGACCCAACAUUCCUGCUCCUGCUGCCGCGGCCAAUAAACGAGCAGUGAAGGGUCCACCGCCGGGUUUACAGCAGUCGAAACAGGAGGAAUUCCCAUCACUGUCUUCGUCCAAACCAGUAUCAUCUUCAUCAUCACGACUGCAAGAGGAAUUUCCAUCCUUGCUACCGAAGUCCAGAGCACCUGCUCGAACCCAGAACUCUGCACCUCCACCUGGAUUUGCAGCUGUGGCUAGGCAAAGCCAAGCGGCCACGGACACUUCCCUGUCUGGCAGCAUUGCCGCCAGUGCACCGGAAUGGACUGUGAAGAAAGCUAGUAAAAAGAAGCCCGGUGCUACUGCCGGCAAUGUCACUUCCACCACGCUUGCUAAUGGAUAUGGUGUUAGUAACACCGGUGUAUCGUCAACAACUACCACUGCUACCACUGCUACACCCUCUGCUGCUGUAACAGCAAGCAGCAGACCACCACCAGGUCUUCGCCCACCAGAGCACACUAGCACAUCCACUGAUAUGGUAGGCCAGUCAACGAAACAGUCUCGCAAGCGUAAGACAUCUCCAAAGUCUACCCACCAAGAUCAACCAGCAGUAGCGACAAGUGUGGCAGCAUCGACUGCUGCUGCUAAACCAACAUCAGUGUACAACUCUAAUGAUAUUCCGGCCAUGUCGAAAGAAGAGUUUCGUAACUUAAUCAAGUUAACCGUGUGUUUCAAUGAAACCAUGUAUUCAGCAUUCACUAACGCUUGUGGUAGGUUUUACAAUGGGGAUAUGAGUGCCUCUGAGUACUACGAGGUCAUAGAGAACAUCUUUCAUUCCAAUUUAUCAGAAAUACUGCGGCCAUUACUUGCCCAGCUGCCCGAAGACAAGCGUCAAGCUCUUCUGGCAGCUAAGCAUGAUGUCCGUGCUACUAGAGUAGGCCAGGCGCAGGUCACCGCCGCACGUCCAGCACGUAAGAAGCCAAGUGCCUGGACAGCCACAUCCCCAGCAGCAGCAGCUCCUUCAAUGGCUGCAGAAGCAAUGCCGACCACCCGCCAAGCCAUCGGCAAUGACUUCCCCACUCUGGGCCAAGGUGAGGCGGUGCGCACGACCGGCAACGGCAGCACCAGCGCUUCAGGAGGGCAAUCCAGCAGGAGUGCUGACGACUUCCCAGCACUGUCCUCGGCACAGGCACCAUCUCGUAUGCUGUCCGGUUCCUGGGCCAAACGGUGAACAUCUAGCAUAUUUUCAAGUUUGUAGCGUGUCGGCCACAGUGUUUUUUUUAAUCAUCAAUUAAACAAGAGUGUGAUCAAUCCAUCCAUCUAUGGCUUCGCACUCGCGGCUUCGCACUUGCAGCUCCAUCAUACAUACAUACACACACGCACACACGCGCGCGCACACACACACGCGCACACACACACACACACAUAUUAUAUUUCUGGACGAUGUGGACUUUCUUGCUUUUCCUCUAACUUGUCGUGGUCCCAUGCGGUCGGUGUAAAGUUGUCAAUUGUGUUUAUUCUACAAGCUCAAGAUGUGACUAAGAAUGCCCAGUUUGUGAACGUUUAGCAUAUUUUCAAAUUUGUAGUGUGUUGACCGCAGUGUUUUUAUCAUUAAUUUAAAAAAAAAGUGCGAUCCAUCCAUCUAUGGCUUUGCACUCGCAGCUCCAUCAUACACGCACACACACACACGCACACAUUCCUGGACAAUGUGGACUUUCCUUGUAAUUUAUCAUGUUCCCAUGCAGUCGGUGUAAAGUUGUCGAUUGUGUGUUAUCCUACAAGCUCAAGAUGUGACUAUGAAUGCCCAGUUUUUACCACAAGGGCAUCAGGUGAUUUUACUUUUCUUGAUUUUUAUAAUCCUGAUCUUU